AUGUCCGUCAUGGGUUUAUUUGUAUGCCUAGUCUUGAGCUUUUGCAUGACUGACUUGGAAGCUGCAGCUGCAGAUCCAAGCCGCUACCUAGCAUUUACUCUCAUCAUCAAUCACUGGGGAGAAAAUCUAGCUUUCGCCUUCCUCCCCAUUGUCAUCGUCAACUCAGUGCUGGGAGGUGCAUCGGUUCUAUUCAUGGUUUCCUGCCAAACUGCUGCUUUUGCGCGUGAUGGUGGUCUUGUCUUCAAUGACAAGCUGGCGCAUGUCUGGAUAUACAGCAACAUGCCUAUCUACAGCAACGUCCUCGUCACCAAUGGCGGAGAUAUCUUGCUGUUCCUGGCCAUGUCCCCAAUGGCUUCAUCCAUCAUCUACUCAUUGGCAGUCAUUGCUGUCAUGCUCAUGUAUGCUCUGCCUAUGUCGUUUCGUGUUUUCCAUAGUGGUAGAUGGGUGCCUGGUCCAUGGAACUAUGGACGAUUCAGUAUCCCUAUUCAUGUCUAUUCCAUUAUCUCGAUCCUUUACAUCACGAUUCUAGAGUGCUUCCCUCCCAUGGCGGACUGGACAGGUGCAGCAUUCAACUAUAACUGGGUUGUGCUCAUUUUUGCUCUGUUUCUAUCUGGAGUACUUUGGAUGUUCAAGGUAAGGUAUACAUACAAGGGAGUCGAUCAGGAGGCCUUGGAUGCUUGGAGAGCCCAGGAGGUGUCGCCUUCGACUAGUGAAGACGAUAUUGAAGGUGCGAAUAUUGUUAUACAAGGUACUAGCCCUAGGGGUAGCUCUUGCACGGCAGGGAAUAGCGUGCACACGGUAGUCAAGGGCCUCAAGAACUAG
This is a messenger RNA of Fusarium graminearum PH-1, 822 nucleotides long. RefSeq lists its product as uncharacterized. The coding region runs from base 1 to 822 and encodes 273 amino acids. The record is from RefSeq and is a predicted model, not a curated record. Gene Ontology annotation, molecular function: transmembrane transporter activity. Gene Ontology annotation, cellular component: membrane. Lineage: Eukaryota; Fungi; Ascomycota; Sordariomycetes; Hypocreales; Nectriaceae. The transcript is spliced from 2 exons. Gene Ontology annotation, biological process: transmembrane transport.